Messenger RNA from Vombatus ursinus (common wombat), 4050 nucleotides. It is a transcript of the gene EFCAB13, whose product is annotated as EF-hand calcium binding domain 13. The record is from RefSeq and is a predicted model, not a curated record. The coding region runs from base 1 to 4050 and encodes 1349 amino acids. Lineage: Eukaryota; Metazoa; Chordata; Mammalia; Diprotodontia; Vombatidae. The transcript is spliced from 30 exons. Gene Ontology annotation, molecular function: calcium ion binding.
AUGAGGAAUAAUCUACUUCAACGGCCCCCUUUCCUAGAAGAGAUUUUUGUUAAUACUUCACAGGCUACUAGAGAUUCUGCUACUGUCAACUUUAAGGAUAGGAGACGGGGCAGGGAAGCACUCAAUAAAGCCUGUAAAAUUUUCAGUAACAUCCGAAAUGGUAAGAUUUAUGUGAAUGAUGUGCUGCUGACCCUACAUGCCUUAAAGAUUUCUAUGAGUGAUGGAGAAUUGCAUCAGGCAUUGAAAUGUGUUUAUGUUGAUGUAAAUGGCAUGCUGGAUUUUUCAAAAUUCAUGGAGAUUUUGAAUGACAGAGGUUCCUUCUCUCAAGACCCAGCAUUCCAGGAAGCAUACCAAAUUUUCAGUAAGAUUAAAGGAGGCCGAGUUGAAGUUGAAGAUAUACUUCCUCUUCUGAAAAUCUUGGGAGUCUCUGUAAUUUUUAGUAUUUUCCAGGAAGUGAUGAAUUACUUGUCUCAUGAUGAUAAUGAAACGGUGGAUUUCAGAGAUUUUCUAUUUUCUUUGGGGGAUUUACAGCAACAAUAUGAGGAUGUUGUAAGUAAGGAUUGGUCAUCCCAGGAUGAGAGUGAUCGGAGAUUCUCAAAGCCCCAUGCUAGUAGGUUGUUUCAGCAGUUAAGGAAGAAGAGUAAUAUAUUCCCUAGAUCAUCUGAAUCUGCCUCUACACGGUUCAAUAGAAAGACCUUCGGUGAAAGAGGGUUUGAGGAGAGCCUUGACCUCCUAUCCCCACAGCAAAACUUAAAAAAUAAUUUGAAUUUGAAAAAGACUUUUGAAAGGGUUGAUAGCAGCGUUCUUGAAUCUCUACGGACAAACUCAAAAACAAGUAUAAGCCUCAAAAAACUUGUGGGUCAGUCAGAGAUGUAUAAGAUGGAGGCUCAACCCCCCAAAGCUAUCCCAGGCAUUAGAAGAUCUUUCCAUGAAGCUGAUAUUUCUGUAGAGUCCCAACAAAAGAUUCUGAAGACAGAGAAAAGUCAUGAGCUAGAGCCAGUAAAGAGUAACUCCAGAAAAUCUCUGGAAGAAAUCAAUAAAUAUGAAAUACGUGUCACCGGGACCCAACCACAUGGCAGUAGUAUUUCUCUCAAGAAAUAUAUGGAUGUAGAAGAGAUUCCUAGUGUGAAGAAGAGUUCAAGUUUCCCAAAAUAUUGGGAAGAACCUGAGCAGAAAUAUGGAAUUUCUGUCCCAGACUUCCAACCACUAAGUGUAAAGAGUAGUCAAAUCCUCAGAAAACUAUCAAGUAAAGUUCACAUUCCAGAGAGCCCAGCUGCCUCUUUGGACUUGGUUGAGCUUCAGCCUGAAAAAGCAAAAGAAAAGUUCAGAAAGAAGCAGCCACUAAAAGUAACUGAAGACAUACAAGAUUCCCUUGGAUUUUACAACAAACUCACAGAGGACAAAGUUGCUGUUGAUGAACUCCAGCCUGUCUUGAAGAUUAUUGGAAUGGAUUUAUCUGAUGACGAGUUAGACAAGGUGCUACAAAUGACUCCUGCCAAUGAUACUGAAAUGGUGGAUUUAAAAGACUUUAUGGUUAAUCUGGCCAAAGCCCGACAGUUCUCAGAGUAUAAUGUGUUGAAAGAUGCCAUUGAUGUCGUUAAAGAAUUUGAAGACGAAAAAGUUCCCUUGGAUAAAGUACAGCCCAAACUGAAGAAAUUGGGAGUCUAUUGUUCCUUGAACGAAUUUAAUAAAGCCUUAGAAGAGAUACCUCCUGAUAGUAAAGGAGAAGUGGAGUUUAAUAAGUUUGUUAAAACUCUGAUGAGUAACCCCUCGUUAGGCAAAAGAAAAUCAAUAGAAGAAAGUCUUGAAAAAGUGGAGAAAUUUAAGGGCAACAAGGCUUCAGUGCACGAUUUGUGGGACACUCUGCACACAUUAGACCCUGAUUUGACGGAAAAGGAAUUCCAAGAGGCACUGAAGGCAGUGCCAAAAGAUGAAGAUAAAAAUGUAGAUUUUGACGAGUUCUUUCAGGCUCUAGAAGAUACAAGACAACAAGCACAGGAAACUAUAACACCAUUUGAAAAAAUCUUUGCCUUAAAUAAGAUCAAAGAUGACAAGGUAGCCAAGAAGGACUUGGAUUAUGUCUUGAAGAGUAUGGGUAUUAUUUUGCCUGAAGAACAGUUGGAAAAAUCACUUGUAUCUACAGAUGAUGGCUCAGUGAAUAUCAAAGACUUUGUGUCAACUUUAAGGAGCAGUGACAGUUUCUCCAAUUUUGUUGCAUUGAGGGAGACCAUCAACGCAAUGGACCAGAAUAAAACAAUUCCUUUGCUUGUAAAAGAUGUAUAUGCAGAUAUACUUCAGCACAGAUAUGCUUCAGAAUCCAUGGGAAUACAGUCAUCUGAUCAAGAAAUUCAGGAUGCACUUGGUGCUCCUGUUCUUGAAGGUCCAGAGAGAGAUAAAUUCAACGUAUUUAUGACAGCCUUGUCGCAGACUGAGAAACUUCCUGUGAAAGAUGCCUUGAAAAAGGGUGUUGAUGUUUUUACACAUUUGGAAGAUGGAAAGAUUGGUGUUGAAGACUUGAAGCAUGCCCUGGCUGAUUUGAAUAUCAAUUUACCAAAGGAAAACUUGGAUCAAGUCAUUGCAUCUUGUGCCACUGAUGAGAAUGAGAAUUUACAGUUAAAAGAUGUCACCAGUGCUUUGGCAGAGACUCCAGAAUUUGCUGAUUCCAUAGAACAAGGUCAGGUAGAUUUAUCUAAAUUCAUGGGCAUCUUAUCCAAAGUGAUGCUGAUUCCUGAAGCUGCUGGAGUUAAAGAGUCUCUUAGUCAAAUCAACAUUCCCAGAAGUGAUGAAAACAUCAUCGCUGAGCUUCAGGAAAGGCUGAAUGUCAGGGGAAUCCAUUUAAGUGAUGAAAAUAUACAGGAAGCAUUGGAUGCCACUGUCAGUGAGGAUGGAAUGGUGAAUUUAAAGGAUUUUGUCAACAAUUUGGCUAUGAUGAAAAAAUUUCGUGACUGCCAAAGUCUAGAAGCAUCCCUUGCUGUCACUAAUGUCACAGAUGGAAAAGUCAAGGUUAGUGAUCUUCCACCUAUCCUGGAGUCGCUGGGGGCUAGUAUGGGUGAAGAAGAAAUUAAAGAAACAUCAAAAUCUCUUGAGGUUGAUGAAACUCAAAAUAUCUGUGAUGUGGUCAACAAUGUCACUGAUGGAAAAAUUAAUAUUGAGGAUCUGGAACCCACCCUGGAGAGCUUAGGGAUCGAAGUAAAGGAGAAAGAAGUGAAAGAAACACUCAAAUCUAUUCAGCCUGAUGGAAUACAAAAUGCACAAAAUAUUGUUACUAAUAUUGUUGAUGAGAAAGUCAACAUUGCUGAUGUGAUGCCUACCCUGGAGAGCAUGGGGGUCGAGUUAAGUAAAGAAAAGCUUACAGAGACUAUAAAACCCAUUAAACCCGAUGAAAAGAGAAAUGUGAAGUUUCAGGACAUAGUCAACAACUUGAUUUCAAGCAAAGAUGCUUUAAAGGGCCAACAUGAUGGGAAAAUAGAUUUCAAGGACGCUAUCAAGCAAUUCAUUAAGCAAAGAAAGUCACAAACAGCCCAACAAAUACAAAAAGCACAGAAUAUUGUCUCCACUAUAUCCAGUGGGAUGGUCCAUGUUGAUGAUUUAUCCCCUACCCUGGAAAACUUUGGAAUCGAACUAACAGAUGACAUGCUUAAGGAGACCCUGGAAUCUGUUGGAACUGAUGAAACAGAAAAAGCAUUCAAUGCUGUCACCAACUUUGCUGAGGGGAAAGUCAAGAUCUCUGAUAUGCCUUCUACCCUGGAGAGCUUAGGUGUCAAGCUAACUAAACAAGAUAUUCAAGAAACAUUGAAAACCGUUGAGACUGAUGGAAUAGAAGAUGCAUGUAAUGUUGUCACAAAUGUCAUUGAUGGUGGCAAGGUAAAAUUUGAUGAAUUGAUGCCUACCCUGCAGCAGUUGGGAGUCAAGGUAUCUGAUGACGACAUUCAAGAAACGCUGAAAACAGUGACACCUGAUGCCACCACCAGACUUCCAUCAGGCUACCAUGGCUCCUUAUUCCUCAUCCUCCAGAAGGAGUCUGGGAGAAUGAACUGCUUCUCCAUGUAA